Molecule: messenger RNA, 921 nt
Organism: Sturnus vulgaris (Common starling)
Lineage: Eukaryota; Metazoa; Chordata; Aves; Passeriformes; Sturnidae
Source: RefSeq, a predicted model, not a curated record
AUGAUUUUUGGGGUGUCCAGAGAAGUUUUCGCGUUUUGCAAAAGAUUUUUGGGGUGUGCAGGUGAGUUUUGCCGUCUCCAGCGCGAAUGGGGGCGGAGCUUCUCCAGGGAGGACCAAUCCCAGCUGAGCUCCCAGUUCCUGCCCAAUCACGAGGCCUCUCUCCAGCCCCACCCCCAGAAAGUUUUCUGUGGGAUUUUCUCCAAAUGCGGCCGAAAAUUCCUGACGGCCUGCCAAGACCACUCGCUGCGUUUGUUCUCGGUGCGCCCGGGGGGGCUGCGGCUCCUCCGAGCCACCAGGGGGCGCCAGGUGGGCUGGAGCAUCCUGGACGUGGCCCUGAGCCCCGACGGCCACCAGGCCCUCUACUGCUCCUGGUCCAGUUACGUCCACGCCUUUGACCUGCACGGGGAGGGCGACGUCCACACGGCCCUGGACUUCAGACCGGAAGAGCGCCGCUUCGCCGUCUUCUCAUUGGCCGUGGGGCCGGACGGGCGGGAAGUGAUGGGCGGGGCCAACGACGGCUGCGUCUACGUCUACGACCGCGAGGCGCAGAGGAGAGUGCUGAGGCUCCCCGCCCACGAGGAUGACGUCAACGCGCUGGCCCUGGGCGACCCCGGGGGGCUCCUGCUGCUGUCGGGGGGCGACGACGGCGUCUGCCGGGGCUGGGACCGGCGCUGCCUCCCCGAGGGCCCGGCCCUGGUGCUGGCCGGUCACCGGGACGGCCUCACCUUCCUGGAGGCUCGGGGCGACGGCCGCUACGUGGUGUCCAACUCCAAGGACCAGUCGGCCAAGCUGUGGGACCUGCGCCGGCCCUCGGGGCCGGGGGCGCUGGCGGCCGCGCGCCGGGCGGUGGCGAGGCAGAGCUGGGACUACCGGUGGCAGAGGGUGCCCAGGAACGGUACUGGUUUGAUUUGGGAUCUAUAG